AUGCCAGGGCCAGUAUGCAACCGACCGGGGCGGGGCUUGGAGGCCCAGGAGGCGUGGCCCAGAACCGGUGCUGGGGCAGCAGCCUGCGCAAACUCCGUUCUUCCGGACCCUCUGAACCCUGGACCCUGCGAAGGAGGGGGAGGAGAACCUAGAGCGCGUGCGCCUCAGCGUGGGAGAGUUUGCAGCCCGCCUGAUAUGAUCAGGAGCAACACUUUCCACAUCUUGGAGGAAAACACCCCACUCCCUAAGGCCAAAGUGAUGGAAAUGCGGGGCAUCUAUGCCCAAGUGGACCAGCUAGAGGCCUUGGUCCAGAUGGUUGGGCACCAUGUCCCCUUUCUGGCAGCCCACAUGCUUCUGGCCGAGUGGGACCACGGGGCCUUCUUGCAGGGCCUGCGGAGGUGGCUGGGCCCCACGGGGCUCUGCUCCUUCAGGAACAAACUGUCUCUGCCGCCACCCAGAUGA
Diceros bicornis minor is the source of this 462-nucleotide messenger RNA. RefSeq names its product breast carcinoma-amplified sequence 4-like. Bases 1 to 462 code for a protein of 153 amino acids. Gene Ontology annotation, cellular component: BLOC-1 complex. NCBI's taxonomy places the organism in Eukaryota, Metazoa, Chordata, Mammalia, Perissodactyla, Rhinocerotidae. The transcript has a single exon. The record is from RefSeq and is a predicted model, not a curated record.